AUGGACCGAUCACCGGCACGAUCAUCGCUCUCCCGAGUGGACUCGGAGGACAGUCCGGUCGAGUUUAUUACCGUAGCCGACUCGGACAUGUCGGAUGUGUCGCCCGCCACCCCGGAGAAGAAACCGAAGAAGAAGCGCAGUGGCCUCUCGUUCAAGAAGAUCCGCAGCAACGCUCAGAAGCUCAUCCCGGGCGUACGGCGGACCAAGAAAUCCAGCGCCGUCGAGGGCGAGUCUGCCGGUGUCGUCACGGAGAAUGAGCGCGACACGGACACUCCAUCACCGCCAGCGGCGCCGAUCGAAACGGUGGAACCGGCCACCCUGAAGUCCACCGAAAGUCUGCCCGCCAUCAAGGAGGACCCGCGGGAGGUGCUGGGUGGUACCCGGUCGGACGAGGACAUGUUGGCCGCCGAUGGGAAAGCGCGCCAGAAGAAGGUCCGCAAACCGAGCCGGGCCGCCAGCUUCAUGAAGAAGCUGGCCGGGCGAGCCAAAUCGUCCAAGGUGGCACCCAACGCCAGCGCGGAGCCCGAAGCGGACGCCGUAUCGUCCGGAACGCUCGAGACACCGCUCAGCAUCAAGCGCCAAACGCCCGAGGGGGCCAUCUUGAACGUGUCCGAGUCGGAACUGUACCCGGAUGCUAUGGAUGGGGACGAGGGUACGUCGGUGGACCCACCGCAACCGGCGGUGUCGCUGCUGAUCCGGCAGCUCGAAGCCGAACCGAGGACACUGCGACCCAAGCGGACCGAAAUGAAAAUCACACUCACCCGGAACACGGACGACAUCGAGAUCAUCGACGGCGGCGGUGACGGCGGUGGCCCGGCCACGACGAACAUUGAAACCAGUAAUGGUCGGCUUCGGAGCGCUGGCGGCGGCGGCGGCGGUGUUCAUCGUCAAUCGCCCCAGAAUGAAUCGUCGUCGCUGUCAUCGUCGGCUAAACCAAUUAGUCCGUUCCCUCAGCCGGCAGCAGCAGCAGAACCGAUUGCGACGGCGACUACGACGACGCAAUCGGGCGCCGCGAUCGCGAAGGAAUCAUUCGGUGUCGAGCAGUCGAGCGUCACGCAGUCGCGGCCGACGGUUAGCGCGGAUCAGCAGCGGUUGUCGAGCUUGCUGAGCGGUGACUACAUAGCGGAGAUCAAUAAGUUUUCGAUCGAGAAACUCGGCUCGGGCAAGGAGGAGCUGCCACCGCCACCGGUACCGUCCCCGCGCGGUUCGCUGUCGAUACGGGAAAAGUUUUUCCACCCAUUAGCGCCCCCCUCGGCCGCGACCGCUGCGGCGUCGUCGUCGGUGUCAACGUCGGUCGUCGUCGGCGGCGACGAGAGUACGGAGGAUUUUAUGAGGAAAUCGAAGGGAGCCGCCGCAGCAGCAGGCCGCUCGAAGGGAGGUGGUGCCACCGGCAAAGGCCAGGCCAGCAAGGACCAGACGGUGGAGCAGAGUGGUGCAGGCGGAGAAGUAGCAGCAGGGAGCAACAGCAGUGGUGGUGGUGGUGCUGAAGGCCCAACGACGACGACAACGACGACGGUGCGCACGCAGGAAGCGUCCAAACCGUACCAGCUCGGCAACAGUCUGAAGAACCCGAACAAUUCCGGAUUUAAGUCGAUCGAAGGAGGACCUUCCGCCGCGGGAAGCAGUGCCGAUUCGGGCCGGCAGGACGACGGCCCGGCGCCGAAGAUCGUGUUCGAUAUCGGAACGCAGGUACGCCCCGAUAGAACCUCCACCAUCGCCGGUCAGUCCGUCGUCGGUCAGACGCUCACGGCGCCCCUAGUCGGCGAGGGGGGCGGCGGCGGCAGUGGUGCCCUUUCCGGGACGUUCUCCUCGUUCGGGGGCUCGUACGACGGCGCGGAGCCGGCCAGUGACAGCCAGGGCGACGGGUCGCGGCGACGCAUAGCGUACGUUGAGCAGCCGACCUUCUACACGCCCGAGGAGGAGGAACUGCUCACCGGCAAAGCGUCGUCCCUGCUGUCGAGUGCGCUCGAGUCCACCAGCCCCGAGUACUCGCUAGAAUCGGCCGACUAUCUCGACAGCAAAAUGCCCCCGCACGGUGAUUUACUGCUCGAGAAGGGGGCCACCGACCGGGAAGUGGCAAACAUGGCAGGAACGGCACCGGCCGAGAAGCGGGAGCAUCUCUACAAAAUCCUCGUCAUCGGUGAGCUCGGGACGGGCAAAACGUCGUUCAUCAAGCGGUACGUGCACCAGUUCUUUAGCCAAAACUAUCGCGCCACGAUCGGGGUGGAUUUUGCGCUGAAGGUGCUCAACUGGGACCAGAGCACCAUCAUCCGGCUGCAGCUGUGGGAUAUUGCCGGCCAAGAGCGGUUCGGUAACAUGACACGAGUGUACUACAAGGAAGCGGUCGGUGCGUUCAUCGUGUUUGACGUGACGCGCAGUGCCACCUUCGAUGCGGUGAUCAAGUGGAAGCAGGACCUCGACUCGAAAGUGCAGCUACCAGACGGCAAACCGAUCCCGUGCAUACUCUUAGCGAACAAGAGCGACCAGCAGAAGCAGGGAAUCGUCACGACGCCGGCCAAGCUGGAUGAGUACGUCAAGGAGCACGGGUUCGCCGGGUGGUUCGAGACGUCGGCCAAGGAGAACGUCAACAUCGAGGAAGCGGCCAAAUCGUUAGUCAAUAAGAUUUUAAUGAAUGACAAACUGCUAAACACCGGUGAGGUCGCCGAUUCGGAACGGUUUGCGCUGGCCGGUAGCAGUAAGGCUGACGUUGACCAGAAAAAGUCCUGUCCCUGCUGACCGUCGUCCGCCCGUCUCUCGGAUUCCGGAUCGAGAUGCGUGAUGGUGUGCGCGUGUGUUCCGUACGUGUAUCUGUCUGUCCGUCUGUUUGUGUCCUGUGUGUCUUGUCCGUGUUUAGGUGUGUCCGCGACCCACCCCGUUACGCCAUCUACGGUCAGUUAUGGUUUUUGUUUGUUUUCCGGGGUUUCCCUUUAGUUGUUUUAUUACUGUUACAAAAUAAUUUUGUUUUACUACUACACGAAAAAACACUACCUACUACUACUACUACUAUUACUACUACUAAAACCAACUAAUAUAAUAUUAUGAAAGCUAUGUCCUUAUUGUUACACCUUUUAAAACGCUGCACCCGGCCGUUUUUAUGAGCGAACUAUUACCCUAUCACGAUUAUAUUACUCCACUUUAUACGUUGUUUGGUUCACUCGGUUUCGAUUACACAUUUACGUACCACGAAGGGCUUUGUUUUACCCCGUGCCGCGUCGGCUCCGUCCGCGCUAGUUAAGGGUUGUAGCUUCGUGUGGUCACAGUAUGGAAAAGCGUCUCCCCAUGUGCCACGGCACGGACGAGGACCAACGCAAAACGAAGUGUCGUCCAAUGGAAGAAGAAGGGAAAACAGGCCGUCCGCUGAAGGAGCAAGGCUAGUAAACGAGGUCUUAUGUGUAACAAAUGCACCCGCCCAAAGUCCGGUUUUCCGUCCGGAAGACGGAACCGAAUGCAGCAAAAGUUCUCGAAAGCGAUCGCGCGCACGACGACGACGACGGUUGCACGGAUGCGUCUUCCGGGUUCUUGGUUGUCCGCUUGUUGCGCGCAUCACGCACUGCACUCCAUUUCUAGGGUCAUUACGAAGAACAAAACCAAAAGUACGGGUUCUCGAAAGGUGAAUGGAAACAAAUAAAACCAAAA
Anopheles bellator is the source of this 3636-nucleotide messenger RNA. It is a transcript of the gene Rab32, whose product is annotated as ras-related protein Rab-32. The record is from RefSeq and is a predicted model, not a curated record. Bases 1 to 2736 code for a protein of 911 amino acids. Gene Ontology annotation, molecular function: GTP binding; GTPase activity. Gene Ontology annotation, biological process: vesicle-mediated transport. Gene Ontology annotation, cellular component: vesicle; Golgi apparatus; trans-Golgi network. The transcript is spliced from 6 exons. NCBI's taxonomy places the organism in Eukaryota, Metazoa, Arthropoda, Insecta, Diptera, Culicidae.